AUGGCACCAAUGAAAACGGCUUUGUUCAGUCUCGCCACACUCCUCCUUCCCAGCGUUGUUCAGGCAGUACAGCCAAUAGAGGUUCAGGGCUCCGAGUUUAUCAACAGCGUCAGCGGAAAGCGAUUUCAAAUGAUUGGAGUAGCCUACCAACCUGGUGGAUCUUCCGGUUUCAAUCCUGAGGCAGGCACCGAUCCGUUGAGUGAUGCCAACAUUUGCCGACGUGAUGCUGCGCUCAUGCAAAGACUUGGUGUCAAUACGCUCCGCGUCUACAACCUGAAUCCCGACGUCAAUCACGACGAAUGUGCUUCAAUCUUCAACGCUGCUGGUAUCUACAUGAUCCUGGAUGUCAACAGCCCGCUUCCCAACCAAUCUUUGAAUCGAGGCGCACCUUGGGAGAGCUACAGCUCAGACUACCUGGCCCGUGUGUUCCAAGUCGUGGAGAACUUUAAAGCGUUUCCCAAUUUACUAGGGUUCUUCAGCGGCAACGAGGUCAUCAAUGAAGAGAGCGUGGUAGAGGUCCCUGGAUACAUUCGAGCUGUCACCCGUGACUUGAAGGAUUACAUCGCCAAGCAAGCAGACCGACCAAUUCCCGUUGGCUAUUCCGCCGCAGACGUACGCCCUAUGCUCCCUGAUACCGCAGCCUAUCUGAGUUGCGCGAUUGCGGAAGAAGCAUCGUCCAAGAUUGAUCUCUUUGGCCUCAACUCAUACUCUUGGUGUGGCGACGCGUCUUUCGACUCGUCCGGUUACGACACUCUGGUCGCCGACUUCAACGCCACCACCAUCCCGAUCUUCUUCUCCGAGUACGGCUGCAUUGAAGUCAAGCCACGUCUCUUCACCGAGGUCGCUGCCCUGUACAGCGACCAGAUGACUGGUGUCUUCUCCGGCGGCUUGAUAUAUGAGUAUACCCAAGAAGAGAAUAACUAUGGGUUGGUUGAGUUCAAUGAUAACAACACCGCGUCGCUGCUUGGUGACUAUGACACUCUGCAAAGGCAGUUUGCAGCGCUUGACUUUACCAAAAUUCAAUCUGCAGAUGCUUCUGCAACGGCAUUGACCCCGGAACCCUGCUCUGCUGAGCUCAUCACGGGCGCAGCUGGCAACUUCAGUACCAACUUUACUCUGCCUUCCCGUCCAUCGGGCGUUGACGACAUGAUCAACAACGGCGUCCCAAAUGCCAAGACAGGCAGGCUGGUGGAAGUCACAGAAACGAGCGUCGGUGAAACUGUAUACGACUCCAGCGGCAACCCAAUCCAAGGGCUGGCUGUCAACGUGCUUGCCGAUGAUCAAAGCAAUACUCCUGGAUCGGCAACUGGCUCCUCAAGCGGCGCAAAUCCCAGCCAGACCGGCGCAGCUCCUCGAGGUGGCUGGAUGGACUCAGCAGUCCUGAUAGUAGGUGCCUUGACGUUGCUUGCUGCCCUGAGUGUCUAG
This is a messenger RNA of Endocarpon pusillum Z07020, 1425 nucleotides long. RefSeq names its product 1,3-beta-glucanosyltransferase gel2. Gene Ontology annotation, cellular component: cytoplasm; fungal-type cell wall. The record is from RefSeq and is a predicted model, not a curated record. Gene Ontology annotation, biological process: fungal-type cell wall (1->3)-beta-D-glucan biosynthetic process. NCBI's taxonomy places the organism in Eukaryota, Fungi, Ascomycota, Eurotiomycetes, Verrucariales, Verrucariaceae. Gene Ontology annotation, molecular function: 1,3-beta-glucanosyltransferase activity. The transcript has 4 exons. The coding region runs from base 1 to 1425 and encodes 474 amino acids.